AUGGCUCCUGCUGCUGCUCAUGCGGCCGAGGGCAUCAUAUCGCCCAUCGAUGUGAAAUCCAUUCCACCAUUCUGGCGUCGGAAAAAUGGCAUACUGCUAUAUUUCCUCCUCACGUCGUCUCUUUUUGCCAGCGCUGCGCUUGGUAUUGAUGGUUCCAUGACAAAUGGAAUGCAGGUCUUGAACUCAUGGCAAGACAGAUUUGGACACCCUGAAGGCGCAAAGCUUGGAUUCUUUGGAGCUUCCAACGCCAUUGGCGGCGUUAUCCCAUUCAUUUUCUUGAGUUGGAUUAGUGACAAAUGGGGCCGCCGUCUUCCCACCGCGCUCGGCUCGAUUAUAAUCAUUACUGGCGUUCUUAUUGAGCUAUUUGCUACCUCUCUGAACAUGUACAUCGGCGGAAAGAUAAUCCUUGGAGUGGGAUCAUCAUUGAUUCAAAUGGGCGCUCCGGUCUUGGUCACUGAGCUAUCUCACCCCAAAGAGCGUGUCCAAAUCACGACCUUUUACAACACGUCCAUCGUUCUCGGUUACGUUAUCGGUGCGUGGGCGACAUUCGGAUGUUUCAGGAUCAACAGCCAGUGGUCAUGGAGGCUCCCGACUCUAAUUCAAAUCAUUCCAUCCGCUUACCAGUUCUGUCUCAUCUGGUUCUGUCCUGAGUCGCCACGCUGGUUGAUUGCAAAUGGCCGCACCGAAGAAGCACGCGAAAUUUUGAUCAAAUAUCACGGCGAAUGCAAUCCGAACUCCGAGUUAGUGGAGAUCGAAUACGCUGAGAUCCAACAGGCAAUUUCCAAGGAAGCAGAGGAAAACAUGACCUGGCAGGCAUUCUUUUCUUCAAAGGCCAAUCUGAAGCGCAUUUUCCUUUGCUUCUGCACAGCCUUGUUCAGUCAGAGCUCUGGUAACCUGUUGGUAUCAAACUAUCUCACGCAAAUUCUGAAAGAUACUGGCCUCAAGACCGAAUACGAGAUUACACUUGUCAACGGAAUGGUCACUCUUUGGCAGUAUAUCGUCGCCAUUUUUGUCACUCUUGUCAUUGACCGCUUUCGUCGCCGCUUCUUCUUCCUCACGGGAUCAGGCGGUGUUCUUGUCACGUUUAUUGUCUGGACAAUCGCGGCUCAACAGUACCUCGAAAAAGGCUCCCUGGCUGCCGGAAGGCUCGUUAUAGCUUGCAUCUUCGUCUUCCAAUGCUUCUACACGCUAGGUUGGACGAAUUUAAUCGUUACUUACCCUCUGGAGCUGGUUCCAACUAAAAUGAGAGCCAAGACCUGGGCCUUUGUCCUGCUGACGAUCCAAGUGGCCUCCAUCUUUGGAAGUUAUGUCAACCCUAUUGCAUUGAAGAAUAUUGGGUGGAAAUUCUACAUCUACUACUGUGUCUGGGUGUUUAUCGUCUUCCUAAUUGUCUAUUUCUGCUUUUCGGAGACUUCUGGGUUAUCAUUGGAGGAGGUCGCCUGGAUCUUUGACUCAGAGGAUAGGAAAAAGGAAAUGGUGCACAAGAUUCAGGAAACAAAGGAGCAAGUCACGGAGCACGUGGAAGAGAAACUUGCAUGA
This is a messenger RNA of Penicillium cataractarum, 1539 nucleotides long. RefSeq names its product putative MFS hexose transporter. NCBI's taxonomy places the organism in Eukaryota, Fungi, Ascomycota, Eurotiomycetes, Eurotiales, Aspergillaceae. The transcript is spliced from 2 exons. The coding region runs from base 1 to 1539 and encodes 512 amino acids. The record is from RefSeq and is a predicted model, not a curated record. Gene Ontology annotation, biological process: transmembrane transport; carbohydrate transport. Gene Ontology annotation, molecular function: carbohydrate:proton symporter activity. Gene Ontology annotation, cellular component: membrane.